AUGGCGUCGGGCGUCCCUAGGCCAUCGACCAGCACAACCGUCGUGCUCAGAAAACGCAAGAGGGACGACAGUCCGCUCGUUUUGCGCAUCUCCUCGUCGCCGACUCCAAGUUAUACGGCCUCUCACUCUGAAUCCGAGUAUGAGCAGAGCCCUCAUUCCCCAGUCAUUUCUAUCUCCUUGGGACCUGGCCCAUCUAGAGGACACGUGAAGAACAAGAAAAAGCGGUACACAUGCGAUUUUGAUGGCUGCGACAAGUCGUACUCGAAGCCUUCUCGACUAGCAGAACAUCAGCGCUCGCACACCGGAGACCGACCCUUCAUCUGCGCGACAUGCCAGAAAUCAUACCUUCGCGAAAGUCACCUUCAGGCACACUCUCGCUCGCAUUUGCCAGAAUCGGCCCGACCGUUCGUCUGCGAGGAAGCAGAGUGCGGGAAGCGCUUCUGGACGUCUCAGCAUCUCCGCGUGCAUGCAAAUCUGCACAAGGGAGAGAUGCCCUUCAAUUGCGCCGAGCCAUCCUGUGACGCGACGUUUGCCAAGCAGUACCAGCUGCGGGAGCAUAUCUGCUCGACACAUGCUCCUCCCGGGACUAAGUCCUACCGUUGUGAUCAUGAUGGUUGCAGCAAGUCCUUCGCCACUAAUCAGAAGUUGCGUGCACACGUCAAGACACACGAUGAGAAGCGCUACACCUGCGUGCACGCGUCAUGUCUACCCGCCGCGGGCCACCCACCUACGUACUUCGCAAACUGGACGGCUCUCCAGCACCACAUGCGCACUGCCCAUCCGCCCACAUGCCCCUAUCCUUCGUGCAGCGGCAAGACGUUCACUGCCCAGAAGGGUCUCCGCGCUCACUUGAAGAUUCAUGCUGAGCGUGACCUCGAGGCGGAGCUCGAGAAGGCCGAGGAAGCGAGAACAGGUGAGGACGACCGCCCACGAAAAAGACGUAGAGGCGGGGAAGUUGGGCGCGGCUGGGUGUGUCAGGAGUUGGAUUGCGGGAAAGAUUUCAAGUCGAGAAAAUCACUUAUGACACAUCGCAACGUGACCCACCUAGGCCGACGAGACUUCGCCUGCUCGAUAUGUGGGCGUACCUUCGGGUACAAGCAUCUCCUCCAGCGACAUACCGCACAGACGCACCCGACAGAGCCCGUCUCCUCCGACUCCGAGUCGGAGGACGACGCAGGAGAAAUCAGCGAGGGGGGGACGGAAGGCAGUUCAGACGAGCAGGAGGAUGAUGACCCAGGGGGUAGGGAAGAGACAGCAAAACCCUCAGUGACGUUCAGCAUCGACUUCAUCACUGGGGCUGCGUACGACACUCGUUCGCAGGCACGCCUGAACAACGGCACACGUAGUCUACGGUGCCCGUUCCCGGACCUGCCGCCGUCCUUUUGCGUCAACAACGGGGGCAAUGGCGUGGCCGCGGACGACGGUGCGACGACGGCCCCGACGACUACGGGACAACCACGGUGCCAGUAUGUAUUCAGCAGAGCCUAUGACCUGCGCAGGCAUCUGCUUGCUGAACAUGAGGUGGAGGUCGCGAAGGAGGUUGUUGAUGAGUGGGUCAAAAGCACCAAAGCGGCGAGAGCGAAUGAGGCCCAGGCUAGUUAG
This is a messenger RNA of Rhodofomes roseus, 1602 nucleotides long. RefSeq lists its product as uncharacterized. The coding region runs from base 1 to 1602 and encodes 533 amino acids. NCBI's taxonomy places the organism in Eukaryota, Fungi, Basidiomycota, Agaricomycetes, Polyporales, Fomitopsidaceae. The record is from RefSeq and is a predicted model, not a curated record. The transcript has 5 exons.